Cryptomeria japonica (Japanese cedar) is the source of this 921-nucleotide messenger RNA. Its product is annotated as probable disease resistance protein At4g33300. The coding region runs from base 1 to 921 and encodes 306 amino acids. Gene Ontology annotation, biological process: defense response to fungus. The transcript has 2 exons. The record is from RefSeq and is a predicted model, not a curated record. Lineage: Eukaryota; Viridiplantae; Streptophyta; Pinopsida; Cupressales; Cupressaceae.
AUGAGAGACUUGGCUCUGUAUUUGGCUAAUCAGGACAAUAAAACUCAGUGUAGGAGGCUAUUUAUGCCUACAAUGGAAAAUGAUUUUCCACCAGAUUGGGAAACAUCUAAAGCCCAGGUCGUUUCCAUUCACACGGGGGCAAUGCAGGACACAGACUGGCCCAAAAUGGAGUUCCCUGAGGUGGAAGCUUUGGUUUUAUAUUUCACUGCAAGUGAAUAUUGCAUUCCAACGUUCCUGCACACAAUGAAAAAUCUCAAAGUUUUAAUAAUCCAUAACAAUGAUGGAGUAAAACGAAGCAAGCUCAGUGGAGUGGCAGGUUUUCAAGAACUUUCUCAACUUAAAACUCUGCAUCUUGAAAAGGUGACAGUUCCUCAGGAAUGCAAGGUCUUGAAAAGUUUGGAGAAAAUACACAUGAUUCUAUGUGAGGGCCUUGGUAGGGAUAAAACGAUCGACUUUCCUGAGCUUUUGGAAUUUAAUGUGGACUACUAUAUUGAUCUUGAGGAGUUGCCAGCAGGACUCUGUUCUUCAAUUUCCCUGAAAACAUUGUCAGUUACUCAUUGCCAUCGCCUUGCAAGGCUACCUGAUGAGCUGGAUAAGCUUGGAUCACUUAAGGAAAUAAGAUUGUGUGAAUCUCUAGGUUUGGAAACAGUUCCAUCCUCCAUAUGCGGUCUUAAAAAACUAAGACUCCUUGACAUCUCAUCGUGCAUACAUUUGAAGCUGAGCUGGGGAGACCGCUGUAAAUUGAAGGAUACUCUUCAAACAUUAACCAAACGGACAUCCCUUAAACGGGUUAUUUGUGAUGAGAAAAAUGAAUGGCUGUUCAAACCGAGCUCCAGGACUGAUCUUAAGGUUCAAGCUGUUAAGGAGAAAGAAUCCAAUUUGGAUUGGUUGGAUUGGGAAGGAAGGAAAUUAGAGUUCUGA